This is a messenger RNA of Coffea eugenioides, 3942 nucleotides long. RefSeq lists its product as uncharacterized. Gene Ontology annotation, cellular component: cytoplasm. Gene Ontology annotation, molecular function: protein serine/threonine kinase activity; ATP binding; protein tyrosine kinase activity. The transcript is spliced from 7 exons. Gene Ontology annotation, biological process: peptidyl-serine phosphorylation; peptidyl-threonine phosphorylation. Lineage: Eukaryota; Viridiplantae; Streptophyta; Magnoliopsida; Gentianales; Rubiaceae. The record is from RefSeq and is a predicted model, not a curated record. The annotation marks the transcript as partial.
UAUUUCUGGAAUUUGAGAAGGAACAAUUUAACUAGGACUGAGGCCACAUUCCGCAGUGAGCUGACAAACCGGCCUGAUUUGAAUGGGUUAAUUCAGAAGCUUGUACUUGAGGAUAAGGGGUUAAGUAUGCCGUCAGAAGAAGCAAAUGGGGGAAAGCUAGUCGUGCAAAGCCUAGGCAUGAGUUCUUGGGGUACUGGGGAGGUUUCAAAGGAGUCGAGUUCACGGAGUAGUGGUGAAGUUUCAAAGGAGCUCAUUGUGAAAGAGAUAGAGUGUGGGACAGAGAGAAAUGGGUCUGAGAACAAGUGGAAAGGUGUUUCUAAUAUUGGAGACAAAAGCAAAAUUGAUCAAUCUGUUGGAACAAGUGACAAGAAUUUUACUUUUUCUAAGGGUUCUGAUGAUAUGGUGCUUGAUUUGUAUUCAUGGAAGUAUAGUCACAGUAAUGGCCCAACUGUGUCUUAUCAGAAUGAUGUUGGAAGUGCCAGUGCAAACAACUUUUCAGGGUUUCAGGUUCAUGGGAAAUCAAAGGUGAGUUUGGUUGAGGUUUUUGACAGUGUCAAGCCUAAUACAAAAUCUGGUGAAGAAGAUGCCUCUUCUAGUGAUAAGAGAACAGCUUGGCCUGUAAGUACCAGUAAGUCAACUUUGGAACUGAAGAACGAGAGAAAUCAAGAUACUGACCUCAAGGAAGUUGACCCACCGCACAAGCGAACUGGGGGAUCCACUAAAGAUGAUUCUGUGGAUUACACAUGGUCUAGGAAUGAUGAACUCUCACAUCCAUCUUCAGAACUGUGGAAAGAUUGUUCAGUAAAGACUAUUCUCCCGUUUUCCAAAGGCGAUACAUCAUCCAGUUAUGAUGGUACUGUUAGCGUUGGUGACAAAAAGGAAAUUAAAAGAAAGGCAGAGGUCAAUGACAUUAGGGCAGCAAUAAAAGAACAAGUGGAUGAGGUAGGAAGAUCUUUGUACUUUGGGAAGGCCCAAGGGAGUGAGCCAAAGGAUUUCAGUGCCUUGUGUUUUCCUCACACUCCUGAAAAUCAAAAGGAAGAGUUCCCUAGGUUGCCACCUGUUAAACUCAAGUCAGAAGAAAAGCCCUUCAGUAUUAAUUGGGAAGGGAAAUAUGAAAUUGAUGGACCUGGCCCAAAGUCUACAAGUGCUGAGAAUACGUAUCUUAUAGGGUCGUUUUUGGAUGUUCCAAUUGGACAAGAAAUUAAUACAUCAGGAGCAAAGCGGCCUGUUGGAGGUAGUUGGCUAUCUGUAAGUCAGGGCAUUUCUGAGGACACUUCAGAUCUAGUGUCUGGUUUCGCAACUAUUGGUGAUGGAUUGAGUGAAACUGUUGACUACCCAAAUGAGUACUGGGACUCUGAUGAAUAUGAAGAUGAUGAUGACGUUGGCUACAUGAGACAGCCUAUUGAAGACGAGACCUGGUUUUUGGCACAUGAAAUUGAUUAUCCUAGUGACAAUGAAAAGGGAACAGGACAUGGGAGUGUUCCAGACCCUCAAGAUAGAACACAAAACAAAAAUGAUGAGGAUGAUCAAUCAUUUGCAGAAGAGGAUUCCUACUUCUCUGGUGAGCGGUAUUUCCAGUCAAAAAAUAUUGAUCCAGUUGGUCCUUCUGAUGAUCCUAUAGGGUUGUCAGUGGCCAAAAUGUAUAGGAGAAGUGAUGAGAAUGACUUGAUUGGCCACUAUGAUGGACAGUUGAUGGAUGAAGAGGAAUUAAAUUUGAUGCGUGCAGAACCCGUCUGGCAGGGUUUUGUAACUCAGUCAAAUGAACUUAUUAUGUUACAGGAUGGGAAAGUUCUGAAUGAUUGUGUAAGGCCAAGAUUAGAUGAUAUUUGCCUGGAUGAUGAUCAGCAUGGAUCGGUCAGAUCUAUUGGAGUAGGUAUCAAUAGCGAUGCAGCUGAUAUAGGCAGUGAAGUGCGGGAGAGUUUGGUUGGUGGUAGUAGUGAGGGGGAUUUAGAGUACUUUCCUGAUCAAGAUAUUGGUAUUGGAAUGUCCAGGAGAGCACAGCAUGACUCAGAUAAGAAUUAUAGUGAAACAUCAAGCAGUGGCAAAAAGAAAUUGAAUAAGAGCAAUUUGGAUAAUUUCAUCACACUUAAUGACAAAGGUGCAUAUUCACAGGCAAAGAAUCACAUGGAUGGAGGGUUUUCUUUUCCCCCUCCUAGAGAUAAAGAGUUGGUCCAGACAAGCUCAGGGAAAGCUUUCUGGUCAAAGAAAGGUAAUACUGUUGUGAGUGAUGAAGCAGAUGACUGUUUGGUAACAAAUGAUGACAUGCUUGCUUCAUGGAGGCGGAAAAGCAGUGAGUCUUCACCUGUGAAGAGUUCAAUCGAUGGAAACAAUGCUAACGUUGCAGGAUCAGCAAAUUCUAGCCCGUCGUCACUUUCAAAUUAUGGUUACGCUGAGACAGAGCACGCAAAGAAAGAAGAUGAUGGAAUAGCCAGAGCAAGGGCAACGGAAGAAGAUCCAGGUGCGUUACUGGAGGAUGAGGAAGCUAUAGCUGUGCAGGAGCAAGUUAAACAGAUAAAGGCACAGGAGGAAGAAUUUGAAACCUUUGAUCUUAAGAUUGUCCACAGGAAAAACAGGACGGGCUUUGAGGAGGACAAAAACUUCCACGUUGUUUUAAAUUCAGUCAUUGCUGGGCGGUAUCAUGUUACAGAGUAUCUUGGUUCUGCUGCAUUUAGUAAAGCUAUUCAAGCUCAUGACCUUCACACUGGCAUGGAUGUCUGUGUGAAGAUUAUUAAGAACAACAAAGACUUUUUUGAUCAGAGCCUGGAUGAAAUUAAGCUUCUCAAGUAUAUUAACAAGCAUGAUCCUGGUGACAAGUACCAUAUCCUCCGGUUGUAUGAUUAUUUCUACUAUCGUGAACAUUUGUUAAUUGUCUGCGAACUUCUCAAGGCUAAUUUGUACGAGUUUCAUAAAUUUAAUAGAGAAUCUGGAGGGGAAGUUUAUUUUACUAUGCCAAGACUCCAGUCAAUUACCAUCCAGUGUUUAGAGGCACUUCAGUUUUUGCAUGGUUUGGGCCUUAUACAUUGUGACUUGAAGCCUGAGAAUAUUCUUGUCAAGAGCUACAGUAGAUGUGAGGUGAAGGUCAUUGAUCUGGGAAGCAGUUGUUUUGCAACGGAUCAUCUUUGUUCCUAUGUGCAAUCGAGGUCCUACCGUGCACCUGAGGUCAUUUUGGGCCUUCCAUAUGAUAAAAAGAUUGAUGUCUGGUCUCUUGGUUGCAUUUUGGCAGAACUGUGUACUGGAAAUGUCCUCUUUCAAAAUGAUUCUCCUGCAACUUUACUUGCUCGAGUUAUUGGGAUUAUCGGAUCCAUUGAACAGGAGAUGCUUGCCAAAGGACGAGAUACAUACAAAUACUUUACAAAAAAUCACAUGCUUUAUGAGCGGAAUCAGGAGACCAACAGACUUGAAUACUUGAUUCCGAAAAAGACAUCCUUAAGGCAUCGGUUACCAAUGGGGGAUCAAGGUUUUAUUGACUUCGUAGCUCAUCUGCUUGAAAUAAACCCAAAGAAGCGCCCUUCAGCCGCGGAGGCUCUAAAACACCCAUGGCUAUCAUACCCUUACGAACCAAUAUCAUCUUGAACAAAUUGGAAAUCAUUCGUUGGCCCAAUCUGAUGAAGCUGUCCAUCUUCUCAGUUUAUGUGCUGUAAUGACACGGCGGAAAUCCCAUUAAAUUCCGGAUGGAUGGAUGGGGUCUGUUCCGCGUGCUUGCACAAUCGAAAGGUGCGAAGAGGUAGUAUCUGGUUUUCCUUCCCCGGUGUUGAGUUGUAUUUGAUUUAUCUCAACCAAGAAUGUAAGAUUGGACAGGCCAUAUGUAACUCUAGGUUUUGUUUUUCUUAUUAAUCUUGCUUGGUGGAAGGGAACUCUUCAAUCUUGUUGUACAUGAUGUGUGAUAAUUUUUUAGGCUAUCUAGUAAAAGCUUGUGCAAUACCUUGCUCUGGCUUUAUCCAA